AUGAGUGUGUCGUCAUGGUGACGUCUCUGUGAUGUCAUCACAAACACUGAACUGGGAUCAGAUGCUGACAGACAGACAGAAGACGAGUACUUGUGCUGAUAUGAUGAAGAAGCAGACGAGAGCAGAAACCCAGCGGACUCGGGUAAGAACCUGAGUCACGUUCAGUAUUUCUGAUGUGUGUGAGACACUCAUGUGUUCAUUCAGUGACCAGGCUCCAGCAGAGAUGCAUGACAUCAGAUCUGUGGCUUCUCCUCCUGAGCGUGUCCAAACCCAUCCAGACACCAGCCGAAACUCUCUGAGACCCUUCUACACGGCUCAGAAACCGGCGUGUGGCUUCAGCUUCUCCUGGAGCACAGACCACCGACGCAAACACAACGGCCUGCAGGCCUGCGACCCGGUGAAGUGGAGGAGCCAGUGUGUGUCCAGAGCACAAUAAACCUGCCUUCAUUAACCACACACUGUCUGUGUCGCUUCACUCAGCUCUACAGGGCUAUACAUACAGCUGAGAAUAACCAUUAGAAUGUGCUUUAUUAGAUCGUCACAUAACAGUCGCACAGCUGUGCUCGAGCAUCAUGUUUGACUGACAGUCAGAGGUCGUGACCUCAGGUCACUGGGGCGUGCUGACACACUGUAUUUAGGAUUCCCUGUAAGCAGGAGGUAAUUCGCUGUAAUUUCCAGAGCGGAAAAGAACAGCGGGGAGUGACGUCAGUGGUAAUUGGACGGGACACCCUCCUCCUCGCCCUGCUCUGUCCUGCAGGCUGAGCCGAGCUCUGUGUGUCAGUGUGUGUCUGCACAGGGAAGCGGUGACCGAUCUCUGCUGCAGCGGCAUCAUGGGAAACACCUCCGGCAUAUCAGUGAAGGAGCUGAGCGCAUGUCACUCCCACUGGUGGUACCGCAAGUUCAUGACCGAGUGUCCGUCCGGGCAGCUCACCUUCUACGAGUUCAAGAAGUUCUUCGGUCUGAAGAAUCUGUCCGAGACAUCCAAUGAGUACGUCAAGACCAUGUUCAAGACCUUCGACAUUAACGACGACGGCUGCAUUGAUUUCAUGGAGUACGUGGCAGCUCUGAGUCUGGUUCUGAAGGGUGGAGUUCAGCAGAAGCUGCGCUGGUACUUUAAACUGUUCGACGUGGACGGCAGCGGCUGCAUCGACCGCGAGGAGCUGCUGCUCAUCUUCAAGGCCAUCGAAGCCAUUAACGGAGUAGAGCAGGAGUUUUCCGCUGAAGAACUUACUGACAUGGUGUUUAACAAGAUUGAUGUUAACGGAGACGGCGAGCUGUCUCUGGACGAGUUCAUCGAGGGCAUCCAGGCGGACGAGGUUCUGUCGGUGAUGCUGACCCAGAGUCUGGAUCUGACUCAUAUCGUCAGUAACAUCUACACAGACAUGGGCUCAGCCUGAGAUCAGGUGCCAAACCAGAAGAAGAAGAGGAGCGUUUCUCAACUCUGAAGAUGCUGAUUCAGCUUUAAACCCUCACAGUGUUAAUAAAGUUCAUCUGCAUUUCAGCAGCCACACAAUAACUGAGACUAGAGCAGACGCUUCGUUUAAGUGCACUUAUACUUAUGGUUCAUUUGUGAUAUUAAAACCUAGGAUUUCAACCAAUCCUGUGAAAUACUUUUCUUCAGCCCUGUGAUGUCCUGUAAGAACUCCAUCUUAAUAUGACGUAGUAUUAUUAUUAUAGAUAUGAAGUAUUGUAGUAUUUGUUAUGUUGUUGUAAUUUUACACUUU
Molecule: messenger RNA, 1724 nt
Organism: Carassius auratus (goldfish)
Lineage: Eukaryota; Metazoa; Chordata; Actinopteri; Cypriniformes; Cyprinidae
Product: guanylyl cyclase-activating protein 1-like
Exons: 4
Coding region: 831-1397 (188 amino acids)
Biological process (GO): positive regulation of guanylate cyclase activity; visual perception
Cellular component (GO): photoreceptor inner segment; cone photoreceptor outer segment
Molecular function (GO): calcium sensitive guanylate cyclase activator activity; calcium ion binding
Source: RefSeq, a predicted model, not a curated record